Molecule: messenger RNA, 5031 nt
Organism: Sycon ciliatum
Lineage: Eukaryota; Metazoa; Porifera; Calcarea; Leucosolenida; Sycettidae
Product: early endosome antigen 1-like
Exons: 51
Coding region: 116-4315 (1399 amino acids)
Biological process (GO): endocytosis
Cellular component (GO): early endosome
Molecular function (GO): 1-phosphatidylinositol binding; metal ion binding
Source: RefSeq, a predicted model, not a curated record
UUCUUCUCUCGCAUUUAGAUCAUCGGCCAGUCUCGAUCAAUUACGUUCUACAAUCACUGGACUGCGCGCAGCUGUCAAGGAGGAGCGCCUCUACUCCACUGCAGUCAAGCAGCACAUGGAGCAGGUUGAUGUUUCGGCGAGUCGUAAAGUGCAAAUGAAAGAAGAGGAACUGCGGACUAUCAAGAAAAUGUUUGAAGAUGCUGAAGAGCAGCGAAUGAGAGUAACAAAUGAAGUGGAUGAUUUGAAAUCAGUCAUCACCUUGCUGAAAGAAGGAUCUAAGGAAAAGAUUGUACAGAAAGCAGCGGAGCUGGCCAUUGAACGUGCUAAUCUGCGGUCGCAGCUGGACGACACACUCAGUCGCAACAUCGGCUUGAACGAAAAUGUCACACAGCUGCAGAGUACCAUCAUUGACAGGGAGAAUGACUGCAAAACUCUCAAAGUCCAACUGGACAGCAGACCACAGAACGAUGACGUGGAGGCCCUGCGACAACAGAUGGCUCGCUUGCAUGAGACCAUGGACACUGCUGCAGAUGCUCACAGGAUCCAGCUGGAGAAUGCAUCCGUGGAGCAUAGCACAACUAGAGAUGAACUUUCCAGAGCUCAGCAGCAGAUCACAGUUUGUGAGGAACGCGAGGCGCAGGUCCAGGCAGCAGCUCAUGCAAGUGCAGCUGAAGUCAAGCGACUGGAAGUGCGCUGCCAUGACCUACGGCGAGGUCUGGACAAGGCACCGACAAGGGACGAAGUAACUCGACUGUCCGACAAGGUGAAGCAGCUUCAGAGUCAGCUGGAUACUGCACCAACCGCUGUUGCUCUCAAGAGACUAGAGGACCGCUGUUCUGGGUUGCAAACGGAGUUGACCAGUCGUCCAACACAGUCGGAUCUCGAUAGGCAAACUGAGCGUGCUGACAACGUUGCUCGCCAACUCGAGCAAGCUCCCACGGCGGGUGAAGUUGAGCGGCUUCAAUCCGAGCUUAGCACGGUUAGAGAACAGCUGAAUCAGGCGCCAAAGAGUGAUGUCAUCACUGAGUAUGAAUCACGUAUUUCAGGCCUUACAUUGCAGCUUGAUGCGCGUCCCAAGCAAGAGCAUCUCAAGCGAGUGGAAGAGGAGCUAAAUCGGGUACGGUCAGAUCUCGCUGCCGCACCAACUGCCGACCACCUGGCCAGUGUUCAAGACUCCCUUAGUGAAGCGUUGUCCCUAAGUCGCCAACAGCAGGAGCAGCUGCAAAACAAAGAUUCCAUGCUGGCGUCCCUUGAUGCUGAUUUGCGACAGGCACAAGGUAGUUUGAAUGAGCGGGAAUCAGCUCUGACACAAGUCCGCGAAGAUCUUGCCAAAUCCAAUGCUGUCGUCCGAGAUGAGGCCACCAGCAAAGGUGCUAUGCAGGAGGAAAACCGUUCUCUACAGCGACAGUUUCAAGAUGCCUCUGCCAAACUGGAACAAGUGCGAGAGGAGCUCACGAACUGCAAGGAAAAGCUGACGGACGCCUCGGGAGAGUUGAAGCGGUUUGAAUCUGAGCGCAAGGAGCUCAUUGCUCAGAUUGAGGCUGGUGAAGGUACUGGAGCUGCUAUCCAACAGCUUACCCAAGACAAGGAAGCACUGUACCAGCAGCGCAUUGAACUGGAAACCAAGCUGCAAACACAGCUACAGCAGCACGUUGAGCGAGUAGAGGAAGAUACAGCUGCGAAGAACAAUCUACUUGAGGAGCUCAGUGACAUGAAGAUGAAAACAGCUGGUCAAUCAAAGGAAAUUGAAGAUUUGACAGCACGCCUGACUUCCACAAAGGAGAAGGUGGCGACGUUACAGCGAGAAGUCACAAACCAGACGUCCGAGAUCCAAAUGCUGAACCGCCAGAAGGACAACAUGGAAACACAGCUUGAACAGAGCAAGACGCAAGUCCUGAAAACCGAGCAGGCACAAAAGCAAGCCCAGGAGGAUCAUGGCAAGGCUAGCACACAGUUGUCUGCAGCACUGGCAGAGUCAGCAGGACUACGCGCCGAGCUUGCGUCGUCAAACUCCACACUAGUAGAAAAGAAAGAGUUGCUAACAACAAGUGAACAGCAGCUGUCUGAUGUGCGAGUGGCACAUGCAACCAUCACAGAACAACUUCAGCAGAGCAUGAGGCAGUUGGAAGACUUGAAAGCCAAUCAUGCAGCGGCUCUCGAGCGUCUUGAGUCCGAAGCUGUUCAGCUGAGAACCAAACUUCAGAACCUUCACAUCGAGUCGGAGGAGAAGAAUGUCCAAGCUGAAAGACUUCAGCAAAGCGUCGAUGAACGACAGUCAAGCGUACAAGAACUGCAAGCAAAGCUACAAGAGCAGCUGAUACUGGCAGAAAAGGCACAAGCAGAGCAUGAGGAAGUUCUUACUCGCUGUCGCCUGGAGAAGGAAUCGGCUGAGGCAGAGUCUGUAGCAGCAAUCAGUUCAGUGAAAGCUGAACUGGAGAGUAAGGUUGCUGCCAUAUCAGGAGUUCGCCGUGAACUAGAGAAUUCUGAACGGGAGAAGACUGCUUUGGAAUCAAAGGUGGCAGAGAAAGAAAAGAACAUUGCCGAGAGGUGCACUGAAAUUCAGCACUUGACGAACAAAUUGAAAAAGGCUCAGGAGACAGCCAAGGAGAAGGGUGCCACUCAUGAGAAAGAGCUCGCUGACCUUCGGUCUGCCAUUGCAGAGGCAGAACAAUCCACAAAGCUGGAGAAAGCGGAGAAUGUCAAGGUCUGUGUGACAUUGGCUGCUGUGAAAGAUGAGCUUGAACAGCUGAAAGCACAGCUGUCGGAUUUGGAAAAGGAGAAGCAGGUAGCAGCCAAGAAACUGAGUGGUGGUGAGAAGGAAGCUCAGGGACUGAAAGACUCGCUUCAGGCCAGCCAGGCGGAGUGCACAAAGCUGCAAGAACAGCUCGGUCAAUCAAAACGUCUCCUCAAGGAGUCUAAACAGAAGCUACAGUUUGAGCAGGAGAGAGCCAAUGCUGUUCAAGGUCAGAUGGUUGAGGUUGACUCUCAGCUGCAAAGCCUGACUGAGGCUAGUCGAAAGAAAGAGAAGAAGUUUUCACAGGAUCUGGAAUCCAAGGAGGCAGUUCUCCAGUCACUACAGCAGAAGAUUGAGGGCUUACAAGUGGAACUGAAAAAGCCGUGUCAGAGCUGUCAGAACUAUGAGCGGCAAGUGUGCCGCCUACAGGCGCAAGUCAAGUCUGGCGAACAGACAAUUGAAGCGUUGCAAGCAGAGCUGGAUGGUGCUAGAACAGAUUUUGGCGACCUCAAUUCACAGAUCGAUAGUCGUGAAUUUCAGCUUGCAUCUGUGGAGAAGGAGUCGUCUCUGAAGAUCAAGCAACUCACCGAGGCCAAGGAUGCAUUGAGUAAGCAGCUGCAGGAUCUCAAGGAAGAGUUGGGUCUGCAGAAGAAGACGCUGACAGAGGUCACUGAAGAAAAGGACCAGUCAGAGCAGCUCCUGUCAGCCAAGGAAACCGUCAUUAUUGAGCUGACAAAAACCAGAACAUCACUGGAAAAGGAAAUCUCCAGUCUGACCCAGUCCUUGAUUGCAGCCAAAACAGCACAUGAAAAGGACUUGGCGGAGAGCCAAAAGGCACGCGGCCUGUUCAUCGAACAGAAGGUGGAGCUGCAGCAUCGCGUCACUGCGCUGACCGCAGACCUGCAGAAGAACCUGGAGGUGGCGUUACAGCAGAAGACAGAUGCUGAAGCCGUGUCCAGUAGUCUUGGUACUCAGUUGGUAUCACUGAGAACACAGCUGAGCCAGGCCGAAGAGAAGAGGACGUCCGUUGUUGAUGAGAUGUCACAGCUCACUGCUCGUCACCACAUGAACAUUGAGACGCUGAACGCCACAAUCACAUCUCUCCAGUCAGAGACCGGUGGACUACAGGCCGACGUGAGGCGUUUGAAAACAGAGAAUGAGCGACUGCAAGGUGAUGUCGCGGAGCUUGACUGUGCUGUGGGAAACUUGAAAGACGAGCGGACGGAGUUGCUUGGCAGGUGCUUGACAAGUGAAGAGGAGGUGGAGAUACUGCAGGGCAAGGUGGUAGUACUGCGCAAGCAAGUGGACGACUCUACACAUGCUCUUCACGACAUGGGGCAACUGGCUCAAACCUUACAGGUUGACGUGUCCAAGUACAGCGAGCGUACAUGGGAAUCUGACCGCGAGGUGAACAACUGCAAGCGCUGCAAGGUGAAGUUUUCCGUCACCGUUCGCAAGCAUCACUGCCGAAAUUGCGGAAGCAUCUUCUGCCAGCAAUGCACACCAAAAACAGCCAAGCUGCCAGCAAUCAAGAAGCCAGCUCGCGUCUGUGAUGGAUGUCACAGAGAGCUGACACGCUGAGCAUCACCUUGCACAGAACGCCUUCACGCCUGAUAGUAGUAACGUGAUGCUGAUGACGAGGAGUCCCGUAAUACUUGAAGGGAAUCGCGUCAGCAAACUACCUCCUACUCUCAACACUAAGCUUCCUUACAGAACACGUGUCAUGCCGUGGUGUGUUGAUGGACAAACACUGUGUACCGCUGCUGUGUUCUCACUCUUACCAAAGUCAUUGCAAAUUAGCCGUUUCGUGCAGUACUACAUGUUAUGACAUGCGGCAUGUGAUAGAUCGGAAAGAAGAACCAAGCAAGAUUACAUUCUGCUCCAACUUUUGUCGUUCACUAUCGCUCCUUAUGUGUUCAAUCAUUUGAUUUCUUUACCCUAGUUGGGGCUUGGCAACAAUCGUCUGUAAAGAACUGCUGGUUCAGUUCUUGGCUUGCUGGCCUGCUUGUUUUACUCUUAUUUUAACAGUCUCUUCUCCAUGUAUCGGCCUUUUUAUUGUAAGCUACUGCUGCUGCUGCUGCUGCUAUCAUAACAUACAAUGUCAUGCACACACACACACGCACGCACGCACACACACAAAAGGAGAAGUCCAUUCUCGUCCGCUAUCAUGAAACUAUUUGCCCAGAGAGUAGAGAAUAGACUAGAUAAUUUUUCUGACAAUGACAUGACAUGAAGCUAUUUUUUUAUUUAAACAUAUUAAGGUGACACCUAAAAUGUGGAAUUAAUGAUAAUACGGA